UGGGAGGGGAGUGGGGGCUGGUGGUUAGAGCAGGGGGGGCUGGGAGCCAGGACUCCUGGGUUCUCUCCCUGCGCCAUUAGCAGCAAAGCCCCAUUGUUCCUGCAUGGCAGACACGCUGCGCCCGCCCCGGGCUUCCCACCCGACCCCAGUCCCUCGGCCCCGCUCCCGAGCCCCCCGCGAAGCCGGUGCCCCCGGCGGGCAGGCGGGCGCGGGUGAGGCGUGUGCACCCGCGUGUGUCUCUCUCGUGCGCUCUGUGGUUUUCUUUCCCUCGCACACUGAGAGUUUUGCGGUAGCUUCUCGGUGCUCAGCAGCCUCGGGGGCUGGGGCGCCGAAAACCCCGACCGAGAAGCUGGUGUUAUUUUCGAGCAAAGAAAAACCCCCCACAAAGGGCACGCGGGGCACGUCGCCCUGGCGCUCCGUUUCCACUGAGUCACCGGCAAGUCGCACCCUCGGGGAGCGCGGCCGCCCCACGGCGCCCUAUAAAUCCCCGCCCGGGGGGCGGAUUUCGCACUGCUCCCCUGCCAGCCGGGAUGCCGAGGAGCGCCGAGCGCUUGCGUCAGGCCCCGAUGCCCAGCCCCACGGCAUCCCGAGUGCCCCAUGGCAACAGCCCCGCUGGCCCGACUGGCGGGGCCCAGACCCGCCCCACGGUGCUCACCCACGGAACCAGCGCCCCCGCCAGGAAGCAGCAGGUGCCACCGUACCCCCUGGCGAUGGGGGACCCCCAAACCACCCCCCACCUCCAGGCCCUGCUCCAGGACACCCAGCGCCAGGCACUGCUCAUCCAACAGAUGUCUCCGGAGCCCGGCGCCCGCCCCUCCAGCCUGCACCUCCAGCCCCCCGGCGUGCUGGUGCUGAGGUCCCACCACGGCUUGACACACGGGAUUAACAUCACGGGCAUGGAGUGGAUUCCGAGGGAGCCGCCUGCCCCCCGCUCGCCAGACCGGUCCCCCCCACAGCGCUGCCCCAGCCCCGGGGACCACAGCGGGCAGCCUGAGAGACGCCCCCGGCAGGACCCGCUCUGGGCACAGGACAGGGCAGCCCAGUGCCGGCGGCAGAGGGAGCUGGUCGAGCACCUGGAGGAGCAGCUGGAGCGGGAGCGGCGGCGCCUGGGGGCCAUGCAGGCCCAGCUGGCCACGACGGAGGCCACGGACCGAGCCCUUGACCCAGCAAUGUCAGCGAAGGGCCAGCGCUGCGCCUCCCAACCCCCCACCCCCUCCGGCUGGGCCCGGUCUGGAGCCGCCCUCCCCGCCCAGAAGGGGGCGCUGCAGCCGCCACUGACCCCCCAGGCCCACCCCUAUGUCAGCCACGGCGCCGGCAUCUGCUCAGACCUGGGCCCCACCUUGGAGUUUUAUCGGUUCAGCAGGGCCCGGCCGCCCUUUACCUACGCGAUGCUGAUCCGCUGGGCCAUUCUGGGAUCCCCCCACCGGCAGCUGACGCUGAACGAGAUUUAUCAAUGGUUCAGCCGCAUGUUCGGCUACUUCCGCCACAACACGGCCACCUGGAAGAACGCCGUGCGGCACAAUCUGAGCCUGCACAAGUGCUUCGUGCGAGUGGAGCACGUGAAAGGCGCCGUGUGGACCGUGGACGAGGCCGAGUUCCAGAAGAAGCGGAACCAGCGACCACCCCCGUACCUGGAGCUGAAGCACCUGCUGCCCCCCCUGCCCUUCGCGCCCCCCACCCGCCCCAGCCGAUGAGACACCCCCAGGGGCUGAGCCCCCCACCACUGGACACAGGAGCUGUCUGCAAAACCCGGGACUUUAUUGGCCUCAUUCCAGCAGGGGAAUUGGGGGGGGGGGGACGCUGCACCCCAGCCACAGCCGCCUUGGCACCAGGCUGGGGGGAAAUAAAGGGAGCAAAAUCCA
Molecule: messenger RNA, 1862 nt
Organism: Mauremys reevesii (Reeves's turtle)
Lineage: Eukaryota; Metazoa; Chordata; Testudines; Geoemydidae
Gene: FOXP3
Product: forkhead box P3
Exons: 12
Coding region: 531-1694 (387 amino acids)
Biological process (GO): regulation of transcription by RNA polymerase II
Cellular component (GO): nucleus
Molecular function (GO): DNA-binding transcription repressor activity, RNA polymerase II-specific; RNA polymerase II cis-regulatory region sequence-specific DNA binding
Source: RefSeq, a predicted model, not a curated record